Messenger RNA from Oncorhynchus kisutch (coho salmon), 4194 nucleotides. RefSeq lists its product as uncharacterized. Lineage: Eukaryota; Metazoa; Chordata; Actinopteri; Salmoniformes; Salmonidae. Gene Ontology annotation, cellular component: nucleus. Gene Ontology annotation, molecular function: transcription coactivator activity; NAD binding; DNA-binding transcription factor binding. Gene Ontology annotation, biological process: regulation of transcription by RNA polymerase II. The record is from RefSeq and is a predicted model, not a curated record.
AUGGCCGACAGAUGCCAAUGUAUCAUGAUCAAGAUCAAGAUGGCCGACAGAUGCCAAUGUAUCAUGAUCAAGAUCAAGAUGGCCGACAGAUGCCAAUGUAUCAUGAUCAAGAUCAAGAUGGCCGACAGAUGCCAAUGUAUCAUGAUCAAGAUCAAGAUGGCCGACAGAUGCCAAUGUAUCAUGAUCAAGAUCAAGAUGGCCGACAGAUGCCAAUGUAUCAUGAUCAAGAUCAAGAUGGCCGACAGAUGCCAAUGUAUCAUGAUCAAGAUCAAGAUGGCCGACAGAUGCCAAUGUAUCAUGAUCAAGAUCAAGAUGGCCGACAGAUGCCAAUGGGGCGAGGGCGGGGUCUGGUACGAGCUGCCUCCCGAACUACGCCCUCCUCCCUCAGACUUUUUACCUCAGAAGGACGAAGCCAUGUACCCCAACCAGAUCUACCAACUCUACCCAGAGAGACAUGGACAACCACUUCCACACACCCUGGUGAGGAAGAACUCAGUACCCGAGCUGAGUAGCCUCUAUCUCAGGCAAAUAAUGGCAGCCAGGGCCUCUUCUGUGGUUCCUCCAGCUCCACCCCAACAGAAUUACUACCAGAAGGCACCCCCACCGGACAACACGGCCCCGGCUAUGUCCAGGAGCUUAUCUCCUCGUUGUCUUGAAGACGGCUCCUCCUUAUAUAGGACCAGCCAGCAGCAGCAUCACCUGCUUAACGGAUCAGCGUCGCAUUAUGGGAUGUCCGGGCUCACCGGUGGACGAGGGGGGUUUAGAGCUGGUGUUUCUACUGCGUCUGCCUGGGAUCAAGGACACGCCAGGUUUGCCCCUCCCCUCCCAGCUCCUACGCCUGCCCCAGGCCCUCCCCCUCCUCCUCCUCCCUCUCCCGCUCACAACGAGCUCAGCCGGUCGUACCGGGAAGCCAAGAUGAUCCCAGACUUCCAGCACAGCACUGGUGUCUGCAGGGCUCCAUCUCCUGCCUGCUACGGGGUCCAGCCCCCGCUUCCUGUUUACACUGCAGCCCAGCCUCAGCCUCUCCCCUCUCUCUCCGCUUAUCACCCUCCCCUCUACAGUGCCAUCUACAGCCUCCCGUUGGACCCCCGGGUUGGUGUUGGACAGACUGCCGCCACCACCAGUCUCAUGGUGGACCCUGCUACCCAACAGCACGGACACAUGGACGGUUCCCUCCAGCGCUACGGUGCUGUGGCAUCCCAGAGGCUGCCCUACGACCCGGGAUACGACCCUGGCUCUACCAUGGUCCAACAACAGCACCACCCUAGCGCGGCGAUGAAUAUGGAUCCCAAGAGGAUGGUGGACCCAGGGUUCCUGGCGUUCCUCAGAGCCGAGGGUCUGGCGGACAGCACCAUCAGCUUACUACUCCAGCAGGGCUUUGACUCCACCUCUAUGCUGGGGGUCAUGGAGGAUCAUGACGUCCGUUCUAUAGCCACUAAUCUGGGCCAGGCCCGAGCGCUGUCCAGCGUGGUGCUCCACUGUAAGCAGCAGCCUGGCGAGUCGGCCUUAGCCGCUCAGCAGCGCAUUAGAGGCCGCGCCAACAGCUUCGGACACACCAACAACCUCUACAUGCAAGGGAUGCAGAACAUGACCCAGGGGAUGAGCAGCAUGGCCAUGGACCCCCACACGAUGCACCAGCAGCCCCCCACCUCCGUCCAGACCUUCAGCCCCAGGAUGGGAGAGUUCCUGGGCAGGAGACCCAACAGCGCCCCAUCUCAACACCUCCUGGAGACCACCACAUACGGAGCACCCCGAGGGACCUUCCCCGUCAGCUCUGGGGGAUACGGUAACACCCUCGCCCAGGCAAGACCGCUAUCCAUGUACAACGCCCACACCGGCAUCGCCAUGUCCGCCCUGCAGCACCAGCAGCCUACUGCCCCCAACACCCCCGGAGGAACGGCCCCCAAAACCUUCUCUGGUUCUUACUCCCCCAUGGAGCUCAUGAAGAGAGCCCCCAACAUGCCCCCCAUGUCACCUGGGGUGGUUCAGAGCCCCCUGCACAGCCCCCAGCUGCUGAGGAAGGGGGUGUCUGAUGCAGGGGAGAGCGGUGUGGUCGUCGGAGCGUCGUCCUCCUCCCACCAGAUACAGACCCUUAACAACAACAGGACGACAGGACGGAGAACGGGGCCACCUGUCAUUGUUUCUACCAUGGCUGCCUCGUCUGAUACAAGUAUCCGGCCCCAGAUCAUGAACGGGCCGAUGCACCCUCGCCCCUUAGUGGCCCUGCUGGACGGGCGUGACUGCACCGUGGAGAUGCCCAUCCUAAAAGACCUGGCCACCGUCGCCUUCUGUGACGCACAGUCCACACAGGAGAUACACGAGAAGGUGUUGAACGAGGCGGUAGGGGCCAUGAUGUACCACACCAUCACUCUGACCAGAGAGGACCUAGAGAAGUUCAAGGCUCUACGCAUCAUCAUCCGCAUCGGCAGCGGCUACGACAACAUCGACAUCAAGGCAGCCGGAGAGCUGGGCGUAGCAGUGUGUAACAUCCCGUCGGCUUGCGUGGAGGAGACAGCGGACUCCACCAUGUGUCACAUCCUCAACCUGUACAGACGAAACACCUGGUUGUACCAGGCUCUCCGGGAGGGCACGCGGGUUCAGAGCGUAGAGCAGAUCAGAGAGGUGGCGUCCGGAGCGGCACGCAUCCGUGGGGAGACACUGGGCCUUAUAGGCCUAGGUCGUUCGGGUCAGGCGGUGGCUGUGCGAGCCAAGGUGUUUGGCUUCAACGUGAUCUUCUACGACCCCUACCUGCAGGACGGCUUGGAGCGUUCCCUGGGCGUCCAGCGCGUCUACACCCUACAAGACCUGCUCUACCAGUCAGACUGCGUCUCUCUGCACUGCAACCUCAACGAACACAACCACCAUCUCAUCAACGACUUCACCAUCAAACAGAUGCGUCAGGGAGCGUUCCUGGUGAAUGCAGCGAGGGGAGGGCUGGUGGAUGAGAAGGCCCUGGCUCAGGCCCUGAAGGAGGGGAGGAUACGUGGCGCUGCCCUGGACGUGCACGAGAUAGAACCCUUCAGUUUUGCUACAGGCCCUCUGAAGGAUGCUCCCAACCUGAUCUGUACACCACACACAGCCUGGUACAGUGAACAGGCUUCUCUGGAGAUGAGAGAGGCAGCUGCCACCGAGAUACGAAGAGCCAUCAGCGGCCGCAUCCCUGACAGCCUAAGAAACUGUGUGAAUAAGGAGUUCUUUGUGACCACAGGACCGUGGGCAGUAAUGGACCAGCAAGGUGUCCACCCAGAGCUCAAUGGCACCGCCUACAGGUACCCGCCGGGCAUGAUGGGCAUGGCUCCAGGGAUGAUCCCGGGUGGCUUAGAGGGGAUGGUGCCAGGGGUACCAAUCGCCCAUACCCUGCCCUCUGGUACCCAUCCGUCCCAGGCCCCCUCGCCCAACCAGCCAGCCUCCAAACACUGUCACGGAGAGACCAGAGAGCACCUUACCGAGCAAUAGCACCCUGACCGCCAGCAUAGCAGCCAGCCAACCAGCCAGCAGAGAGGACAAUAACAACAGUGCCACAGGAAGAGGAGCUGCUGCCUUGGCAGCAGAGGAAGAGCAUCAUGCACCUCCUCAAACUCAACCAGUAGAGAGGACAACAACAACAGGAAGAGCAACAUGCUCCUCAAACUCAACCAGUAGAGAGGACAACAACAACAACAACAGGAAGAGCAACAUGCUCCUCAACACCUCCUCAAACUCAACCAGUAGAGAGGACAACAACAGGAAGAGCAACAUGCUCCUCAACACCUCCUCAAACUAUUUACCGUCAGUCCUAUAUAUAUAUAUUAUAGUAAGUAGUACUAUAGUAAUAAACCACCGAACUGUGAAUGAAGAAGCAGUUCCUUCACAGAUUUGUACUCAACGUUUUAGUUAUGACUGUCUCGUUGGUCGGUCCGGUCGGUCCGGUCUCGUUGGUCGGUACGGUCGGUCCGGUCGACAGUCGGUACGGUCGGUCCGGUCGGUAAGGUCGGUCCGGUCGGUCCGGUCUCUUCUACAGGACUCAUUUUAUUUUGGAGCGUGCCCAUGUGGUCCGUUGUGAGUCCAGUGUUAGCCGUCUAUCUCCGGCAAGCAGAGAGGAGACUGACAGUCCCGUCCACACCUCAGAGCAUCAUGGGAAGACUUCCUGACCAAUGGGAGAACAUGAGAGAAACCUUUGACAUCACCCCCCCUAAUCCUUUGACCCCUUGACCC